Messenger RNA from Trichomonas vaginalis G3, 3321 nucleotides. RefSeq names its product 3',5'-cyclic-nucleotide phosphodiesterase protein. The transcript has a single exon. The coding region runs from base 1 to 3321 and encodes 1106 amino acids. Gene Ontology annotation, molecular function: 3',5'-cyclic-nucleotide phosphodiesterase activity. Gene Ontology annotation, biological process: signal transduction. Lineage: Eukaryota; Parabasalia; Trichomonadida; Trichomonadidae. The record is from RefSeq and is a predicted model, not a curated record.
AUGUCAACAACCAUUGGGGUUGUUGAUCCUGCCUUUGUAAAUCAAUGCAAACGGACACAGAAGCUUCGUGGAAUGUAUUAUGAUGUAGUUCCACCUCUUACAGAUAUUCGAGAACAAAAAAUGUUCGUUUUAUCACAAAAAAGGCUGUUAAAUGAAGAUAUUUUCGAAGAAUUGAUGGAAAACUGCCAACACAAACCUCUUAAUCUCGCAAUGGAGCCUGUUUUUGCACAAGUUUUUAACGCAUAUCGAACAAUUUUUUGGAAAUACGAUGUUUAUACAAAUAGUUUUUACUCACAUACACUCGAAACAAGACUUGAAGGUGAUGAUACUAUUAUUCCUGCAGCAUUACAAGCAAAAAUGCCUUUAAACGUCGCAUCAAUUGAAAACCGAAUAGCCAGACAAAAAUUACAAGUUGAAUCACGUUCUCCACAGUUAGUUUUCCCAUUGUAUUUGAAAAAUGGCGAUACAAUUGCAGUAAUUCAAAUAUCAAGAAAUAAAGGCGAGCCUACGUUUACUGACGACGAUAUAAAGGAUGCUACAUUCUUUAUGAAGAAGUUUGCGCUAUAUGGAACCAGCGUAGCUGUCUCUUCCACUCAAAUUGACACAGCAAAUAAUUUAUCUAUCGUUAGAAAGACAAAAGACGUCAUAAACAGCUUAUCAUCAGUCUACAAAACAGUCUUUGAAGCCAAAGACGUCGAUUUUUGGUGCUACAGAGAAAAAGAAAAUUCUUUUUUCAGAUACGAUUACAAAGAGGAUAAUUUCAUGGCAGUUAGGAAGAACAAAGUUGGAGUGGUCGGAUUCGCUUUAAUGACGAAAGUUUCGAUUACAGAAAGAAAUGUAAAAUUUCAUUCGAAUUAUCAUUCAUCUGUUGACGGAAAUGCAGCGGAACCAAUCAUGAUACACAUAGAGAAACUCGAUGAAAUAGUUUACGCCAUUGCUUUAAGAGGAAAAAGCAGCGAAGGAUAUUUUUCAAACGAUCAGAGGCAAACAAUGGAAAGAAUUUCUCCUUUUGCGGUUCUUUCCAUUGCAUAUUCCUUCAAACUGCAUCCGUUACCUAAAAGAACCACUCAGGACACUUCAAAACCAAUUUUUGAUUUAAUAUCUUUUGCAAAAGAGGUUUUGAAGCUCUCAGAAAUAGAUAAAGUGGCUGUUUUCAUUGAGAACUGGCUGUCGAACAACUUCGAAAAGGUCGUCAGCGUUUGCAUAAAAUUUGGAAAAACAUUAGUUAGCGGAUACGGAGGGGAUGAGCUGUCAUUGAACAUUACUGGCAUGAAUGAUUCAUUAAUGGGACUUUGCAUUAGCGAACAGAAGGUCCAAUUUUAUGAUACAAGUGAUCCCUUGUUUAAUCCAGCAGUAGAUUCAAAAGGAAAUAGAGAUGUAAGCGAGGUUAUCCUUGUUCCAAUAUUUUCUGCUGCAAAUGAGACUCUUGGAGCUGUUUCAGUGUCAAGUAAGGAAGAAUUUGGAGAAAUUGCAGAUUUGGUCGUCAGAAAACUUUCGGCUUUUGCUGUUUUCUGUGGUAUUGCAAUACAGAAUGCUCUGGCUUUGAGAGUUGCCUCUUUUUGCCCUAAUAUGAUACUUAAAGCAAAAUCAGAAAAAAUUACUUCCCAACAAGAAGCUGUUGAUCUUGCUUUUGACUGCUUUAGUGAAAUAAAAGGUGUUCUGAGUGCUUCUGUCUUCCUUUCUAACGGAAAAGGCGGAAUUGAUAAAAUUGCUGGCGCAGGAAACCCAAUUGACGAAAGUAGUGACUACGCAAUUCUUUCUUACAAAGAGAAUUCUCCAAAAAUCUUCCGAAUUCCUGAUGCCGCUGAAAAACCUUCAUCUCCUGUAAAUGAUGAAGAUCCAAAGCCAGCAGAACAAAUUAACAAUGUUCAAAAUAAUGAUAAUAAUGCAGACACCGAACAGAAUUCCCAAGAAUCUUCAAAUCAAAAUGAAAAUAAUACAGAAGACACAAAUAAUAAAGAAAAUAAAGAACCAACCAAUAAUGAUCCUCUAAACGAACCGAAAUCAGAAGAAAUUAAAGCAAAUGAAAAUCAAACAGAUAAUCAGGUUGAAAAACCAAAUGCUGAGAGUAACAACAAAUGCGAGAAGAAGGAGAUGCCAAAUUCAGUUCCUCCAACGCCAGAAGUUGAUGAAAGAGGAAAUCCGGUUUUCAAUCAACAUCAAAUUCCAAAUAUUAAUACUCAGAAUAGAGCUAUGACUCCUUAUGCUGACUUCUAUGGCUCUUAUUUCAUUUGUUCUCCAAUAAUUUCAGAAUCAGGAAAUACAAUUGGAGUUUUUCAAUACUGUGUUUACGGUCCUGACUCGAUUGUCAAUGCUAUAUCUAAAGCAGCUAAUGCAGCAGCUCGUGUUUCCCAAAUUGCUGGAGCUGAAAAAUUAGUUAACGAAAUGAACAACGAAGGCCUUGAAAACAUCGAAGGAAACAGUGUUCCUGAUAGUUUAAAGACAGGAAUCGACUUUUUAAGCGAAGAUUUUGACUCAUCUCAAUUUAAUCAACGAGAAUUAGCCAUUGCAGUAGCAGAGUUCAUAGAAAAAGAUGGACUUUCGAAGGCAUUGAACAUAAAUAUUGGCUUAUUUAUUGAGUUCGUUCGUGAAAUUUUACAAAAUUGUAACGCAACGUUCCACGAUUACCACCACUCGAUAGAUGUGCUAACACAAUGCAUACAAAUGUGCAAAUCAUCAUAUGGCCAAGUUCUUCUGCCUAUUGAAAGACUUUCUCUAUACAUUGCCGCAAUUUCGCAUGAUUCUCUUCACGAUGGCUUCGUAAACCUCAAGCUAGGCACUCCUUAUGAAUGUCUUUUGAAGUUUUCCCCAAUGGAAAUGAGAAGUGUCGACUUUUUACGACAAUCAGUUGAAAAAUUCGAAUUUUUAACUGAAAAAGAUGCGAAAAACGAGUUGUUAUCUGAAGCAUCUCGUUUUAUUCUGGCAACCGAUAUGUCCAAGCACUUCGAUCUCAUUGAGGAAGCGAAAAAAUUGGCCGACAGCGACAAUUUUUCGUUUGAAGACAAAGAAACAAGGAUGAAAACAACCGAAAUCUUGAUUAAAAGCGCUGAUCUCGGUUCUGCAAACAGGAAUGGAGAUAAAGCUGAUAAGAAGGGACUCCCCGAUGAAUUCUUUGCCGAAGGAGACCUCUCCAAAGUCAAAGACAUCGUUUACGACAAAGAAGGAAAUGAAAGAAAAAAUAUUCACUGGGGAGAUUCCGAAAUUCCAUUCAUGAACGAUGUUUUGGUACCGACUUUCGAGACACUGGCCAUGCUAUUACCUGAUUUGGAAGAUAUGCUCAAGCAGGUAAAGGAAAACGUUGAAAAAUGGUCGAAUCAAUAA